Entrophospora sp. SA101 is the source of this 1299-nucleotide messenger RNA. The record is from the annotation of a GenBank genome assembly. Lineage: Eukaryota; Fungi; Glomeromycota; Glomeromycetes; Entrophosporales; Entrophosporaceae.
AUGGUUUCACCACUAUACAUCAUGACGACGACACCAUUAUCAUUGUCACCGCCAUCGUCAUCAAAUAUCUCAAAACUCUUUUCAUCUUUGCCACCUGAACAACAAACUUCUUUUAGUAUAAAUGAAUUAACAACCAACCAAGAAGAUUUCAAAUCAGCAAAUAACGAUCAUUAUACUGAUACAUUUUCCAAUUUUUCUUCAAUAUUAACCGAGCAAAUUAUAAAUAUGCCAUCAGCGGCUGCUGCCUCUAUGACAACUUGGACACCUUCUUCACUUGGUUCUUUAAGUAAUUCUAUUACUGAUUCAUUAACUUUCAACACGAAUAAAGCUCCCUCUCCUUCUGUUGGUGUUGGUUUUAAUAAUUAUUUAACUAGUAUGGCAAGCGUUGGCGGUGGAAUGAAAGAUAAUAUUAGUGUUGGUACUAGUGGGAGUGUUUACACUGGAGAUCAACAAGCUCAACAAGCAAAUUUAAAAGAAAAAGCAAAACGAGCAAGUGCAGAAGUCGAGCAUUACUUGUAUCAUUUAUAUAAUGAUUCAUCCAUUGGAUUAUAUCAUAUGAGCGAACAUAUUAGAAGACGAGUACCACAAAUCAUUGAAGAUAAAAAAUCUUUAAUUUCAUCAACAAAAGAUGUUGAAAUAUCUAAUUCUGAUAUGAAAGAUUCCUUGGGAAUUGUUGAAUCAAUAACAAAAACAUCAAGUUUUGAUAAUAUUGAUGAAAUGUUAAAAAAUACAAUUAAACUAAUCCAAGGAUCAAAGAGUAAAAAGGUUCCUCCAAGCACACCAAGUGCUAAAAAGACAAGACUAAUCAAAAACCAUAUAAAUCCCCAAACUUGUGCUGGACAACAACGACAUUGUUUGGCAAAUUUAGAUGCAUCAGAUUCAUUUACUUUACGAAAAACUUUUCCAAUUCCAAUAAUAUAUAUAGGAUAUCUUGGGUCAUCACUUAUAGGAGCGUUAUUAAUUUUUUGUGGAUUUGAUCCGUUGGCUUCAAAGGUUGCGUCAAUGAAAAGAAACACAAGUUCUUCGACAACAUAUAAUAAAAAACAUUUAAUUCCUACUUCUGGAACAUAUCCCAAAGGAUUUAAAGCAACAGGAUUUGAAGAUGCUAAAAUCAUGUCUGAUGAAGUAUCAAAAUUAACUGGAAAACCAUCUAGUACAUUGGUGAUGUCAACAGGUGUUAUUGGCCAAAAUUUACCAAUUGAUAAAAUCACAAAAGGAAUCCAUCAAGUUUAUCAACAAGCAACUACUGAAACUCAUGAUGGUUGGAUGGAGGCAGCUGAAAUCUUUCAUGACAACUGA